AUGAGAUUUAUGACUUAUUUUACAGUAUUAUUAACUGCGAUUAACUGUGGGGCAAUGAAUAGGCCAGUAUAUAAGAUAAUAUUGACACAAAAAGGCUUUACACAGUUUCUUCAGUAUGAUAUUGAUACGCCACCACUGAGAGAAUUCACAUUUUGUACGUGGAUUAAAUUUCGUGAUUUCACUCGUGAUCAGACUUUGUUUAAUUAUAUUGUUCACGGAAAAGAUCACAUACUAAGACUGUGGUUGGAUUCCGGAGGACGACAUUUAAAAAUUUCUGUGAAUGGAAAAACAUCAUCUAGUUACCCUGUCAAUUUAGCUCAAGAUGUAUGGCAACAUAUAUGUCUAUCGUAUCAAUCAGAUUACGGGGCCUGGGCGCUCUACAUUGACAGCCGUCUUGUUACAUGUGAAGUCGCACCGAGUUUACAAGGAUUUGUUUUGCCAGCGGGUGGUAGCGUAAUUAUAGGGUACGGAACUUCAAAUGAUGGUGCCCCAGGUGGAUUUGAAGGAGAGAUAUUUGGAGCUAACAUGAUACUGUCUUCGACCAUUGAAAGAAAUCAUACAAUGAAAAGAAAUCCUAAACUGAGACAAAAAUAUUUUCAUAGAAACAAAGUGACGGGUUCAAACGACAUCAAAUAUGUCAUUCUUGGCGAUAUGCAGUCGGCCAUGUCUCAUCAAGACUUUGAAACCACCUCGUCUAUUCCCAGCAGUACUCAAAGUUAUGUGUCCAUAAGAACACCAUUUAGUGUAGUAGAACAUGAUGUUGGUAUUGAUUUGACAUCCGGAAAUAAUAGGGGUGACUCAGUUAUAAAAAAAGGAAUGAAUGAUGAGGAUAAAAUAAGUUUUAGUAAUAUAAUGGAUGAUGCCAUCAUGACUCGUCCUUUUAAAGAACAACAAUUCAAUUUAAAACAAUUAAAUAAAGGGCCUUCUGUGUCACUUUAUGAACAGCCACCACCGCCUGGCUCGGUUAUUGACUAUUCCAAAUUUUCAACUAAUUCGGUAAAAGAACUUUUUGGUAGUCACAAUAUGAGCAAAUUUACUCGCAAGACUGUAAAAUUACAAAAUAAUGUCAUUUCAUAUAAUAAGCCUCCCACGUUAGCUUCACUGGAUAAUGAUAUCCUAACUAACUCCAGAUCUAAUUCUCAUUUCGCAAAUAGUGUGUUAAAUUUUAUAAAAAACAAUAAUAUAAAAUUGGACCACAAAAAGGUACCUUCAACAAUUCCUCUAUUUAAAAUCUCUGAUUCAUUUCCAUAUGCUUCAGAUUUUAGAGCAUCUAAAGCCUUUACGCCUUAUAUUUUUCAAAGGAAAAAUUUAUUUGAUAAACCAUAUAAAAUAAUGAAACGCGAUGUUCAAAAUCAUCGAAUAAAUGUUCAAGUUAUUCAAAACGAUGACAUUAGAAAUCAAAUUUUAAAGUCUCAUUCUAAUUUAAAUCCAACCAAUGUCGAAGUAACUAAUUGGGGGGAAAUUAAAAGUCACAAAGACUUACGCGUUUAUAGAAAUACAGAGAAUUCAGUCCCCGAAGGAAUUAUCUCAGAUGUAUUUGUACCUAGACCAUUUUCCGUCCAAUCGAACAAGAGGAAUAAAACUUUAAUGCCGUUGGAGUUUCGAAAGAAUAGUAUUAACGCAAUAUUACCAUUUAUAAAAUCUAGUGAAUAUUUGCCUGAAAGCAAUCCCAACAUAAAGAUUAACCAAAAUGAUGUCUACAGUCGAAGUUUAUCCACUCCAAAUAAGUGGCACAAUGUUAAAUCGUAUAAUAACGACUACUCGCCAAGAAAAAUUGAAACUGAAUUAUCUGAAAAUAAAAAUGAUAAAAUGGAGAUAUACAACAAGAAAUUGCCGUCAAUUAGGUUAAAAUAUAUUCCGGAUAAUCAUAAAAUAGUUAAAAACAUAGAUAACGAUAUUUUAAAAGGCCGUGAUUUAGCCUUAGAGGUGUCAAACGUUUCCGAGCCAUUUACAGAUUCAGUUUCAAUAUUAAAAUAUAAUCACGGAUUUUUGCCUAGUAGAACUAAAAAGAAAAAAGAGUCACAAUUUGAUAAAAAUAUAAAAAUCGGUAAUGCCUUAAACGAACGUGCUAUUAUUGGUGACGAUGAAAUAGAAAAAUAUAAAAGUUUCAUCGGUGGUAAUGAAAAAGUUCCAGAUAUAAAUAGUUACAGAUCUGACUUAGACAAAGUAAAUGAAGAAGUACCUCCUUCGUUAGGUUCAAAAAUUUGCAAAAAUCUUGAACUGUUUGAUCGGUUGCUUUAUAUUCAACCCGAUGGAAGUAUUGACGUUACACAUAUAUUAUCACCAGUAAAAGAAAAAAACCUUGGUAUAGCAUUUGUAAUACAAAAUUAUAAAAAAUGCGCGUUACAGGAAUCGAUAAUGGAAGACCACUCCUUGUUAUUUAUUGAUUGGAGUAACACACCUGUUAGAUUGUUUGGUGGUGCAAAACCCAAAAAGACAACUGAUCUAUGUGGUUUUUUUUAA
Pieris macdunnoughi is the source of this 2463-nucleotide messenger RNA. NCBI's taxonomy places the organism in Eukaryota, Metazoa, Arthropoda, Insecta, Lepidoptera, Pieridae. The record is from the annotation of a GenBank genome assembly.